AUGGUCCCGCCUCCUCCCUCCCCUGGUCGGUCGAUCGGUCGGUCGGUCGGUCCACCCUCCACCUUCCUUCCCACGCCCCAGUGCGCUGUGGGAUAGUGCCACUAUAAAGUAUAUCCUCUCUCGGAGGAAGAUAAGAAGCCCGAGACAGGAGGGGGAUGAAGAUGGCGGACGCCAAGCAGAAGAGGAACGAGCAGUUAAGGCGGUGGCUGGGCUCCGAGACGGACCUGGAGCCGCCGAUCUUGAGGAGGAGGAAUACGAGGGUGAAGUUCGACGAUGGCGCCGUGUUCCUGGCCGCCUGCUCCAGCGGCGACACCGACGAGGUGCAGCGAAUGCUCGACCGCGGAGCCGACAUCAACUACGCCAACGUCGACGGGCUCACCGCGCUCCACCAGGCAUGCAUAGACGACAACCCAGACAUGGUGACCUUCCUGGUGACGCACGGCGCCAGCGUCAACCAACCCGACAACGAGGGCUGGAUCCCCCUACACGCCGUCGCGUCCUGCGGCUACCUGGCCAUCGCAGAGUACCUGAUCAGCCAGGGGGCCAGCGUGGGCGCGGUCAACAGCGAAGGCGAGACGCCGCUGGAACUCGCCGAAGAAGGAGCCAUGGAAGAGCUACUACAGAAUGAGAUCAACCGGAAAGGUGUCGAUAUCGAGGCGGCCCGCAAGGAGGAAGAGCGCGUCAUGCUGCGCGACGCCCGACAAUGGGUCAACAGCGGCCAGAUCCAGGACACCCGGCACGCCAAGUCGGGGGGAACGGCGCUCCACGUCGCCGCCGCCAAGGGCUACUUGGACGUUUUAAAGCUUUUAAUACAAGCAGGGUAUGAUGUAAAUAUUAAAGACUACGACGGCUGGACUCCUCUACACGCGGCGGCACACUGGGGCCAAGAGGAGGCCUGUCGGAUUCUGGUGGAGAACCUUUGCGACAUGGACGUCAUUAAUAGAAUGGGCCAGACGCCUUUUGACGUCUCGGACGAAGACGUUCUGGGAUACUUGGAAGAACUGCAAAAGAAACAGAAUCUGCUGAUGAGCGAGAAGAAAAUAGACAAGAAGUCCCCUCUGAUUGAAACCUCCACCACCGGGGACAACAACCAAUCGAUGAAAUCGCUGAAGAGCAAAGAAACUCUGCUGCUGGAACAGGAGAAGAGCGCGCCGAGGAUCGAGACACUUGAACCCGAGAAGGUGGACGAGGAGGAGGAAGAGGAAGCCAAGAAAGACGAGUCCAGCUGCUCUAGCGAAGAGGAUGAGGAAGAAGAUUCAGAGUCAGAAAAUGAAGCGGAUAAGAGCAAACCUUCAGUGUCGGUGAGCAACAGCACGACUCCCGCUCCCGCGAGCAUCACCGUGUCUUCUCCGAGCAGUCCUACCAAUCAGCUGACCAGCCCCACGUCGCCUACUAAGAAGGUGGCCACCCAACCCGCCGCCAAAGUGUCGUCCAAAGCGGAGGAUGAUCGCAAGGACGAGUCGCCGUCGUCGUGGCGCCUGGGCCUGCGCAAGACGGGCAGCUACGGCGCGCUGGCCGAGAUCACGGCCGCCAAAGAGGCGCAGCAGGAGAAGGACGCCACCUCCGGGGUGAUGCGCUCGGCCUCCAGCCCGCGCCUCUCGUCCUCGCUGGACAACAAAGACAAAGAGAAGGAGAAGGACAAAGGAACUCGACUCGCCUACGUGGCACCGACUAUUCCAAGAAGAUUGGCCAGCGCGUCGGAUAUUGACGAGAAGGAGAACAGGGACUCCGGCGCGCUGAUCCGUAGCGGCUCGUACACCCGGCGGCGCUGGGAAGACGAACAGAAGAACAACGAAGGAACCGCCUCCACCAACAGAACCUCCAGCUACCAGCGAAGCACGUCCCACACGCUAGCGCUAGGGCGGAGCGGCAGCACGCGGGACGUGCCGGCCAAGUCUUCGUCCACCUCCAGCUUGGACCCUAACACCUGUAACACUAAACCCUGGCAGCCGCCCGCCUCCCACUACCAGUCAUACAGCAUUUAUCGCAGCGGCUCUUUCGGCAGACGAAACGACGACUCGAGCUCCCCGACGACCGCGGCCGCCUCGUCCUCCGCGACGACCACCACCUCAUCAUCGGUUACCUCGCCCGCGGGCCAACGCGGCCCGGGCUCCGCCUCCACGCGCACCGGCUCCGCCGGUCUCACCAGCAGGUACUGGUCUGAGGAGAGCGCGGAGAGGGAAAGGGACAAGGAACGGGAGUCGGCCGCCGUCACCCCCACCAUAAACACUGGCUCUACCACCACCACAACGUCGACCACUACUACCUUUGGCACCACGGGAACGGGCCCCGAACGACGCAGGUCCUACCUGACACCCGUACGAGACGAAGAAUCCGAAUCUCAGAGGAAAGCCCGCUCCAGACAGGCCCGCCAGACCAGGAGGUCCACACAGGGCGUCACUCUGACUGACCUGCAAGAGGCCGAGAAGACCAUCGGCAGGAGUCGCGCCACAAAAAGCCGCGAGGAGGAGAAGCAGGACAAAGAGAAGCAGCAGCAGCAGGAGGAGAAGAAAGAGUUAGAGCUGAAGGACGACGAGUACCGACCAAAAUACCGCAGCUUUGAAGACCGUUACCGGACCACGUCCUCUGCCGCCUCGUCCCCGGUUUCCACCGUCAGCACUGCCUCGGCCCCGUCCUACUCCAGCACGGCGCUGACCCCCGGCUCGCUCAACAGGCCCAACAGCCUGACGGGCAUCUCUUCCUCUUACGGCCGCUCCUCCAGGGAUACCGAGAAAGAAUCGGACAAAAAGGAGGAGGAGAAGGAGGGAGACGACAAGUCUCAGCCUCGCUCCAUCCGGGAUCGCCGGCGGCCCCGUGAGAAGCGACGAUCCACCGGCGUCUCGUUUUGGACCCAAGAUGGCGACGACAACGACCCCGAGCAGCGGUCCGACUCGGAGGAGGGCAGCAUCAAGGGAGAGCACGUGGACAGGUUGUCCAGGACCGACGGCGCCGCCCCCGCGCCCUCCCUGGACCGCAACGACUCCCCGCUCGGCCGCAACUACGGCGAAAGUCGGAGGACGUACUCCAGCCGGCUGGAUAGAGACGACGCCACCGACUACAAGAAGCUCUACGAGCAAAUCGUUGCUGAGAACGAGAGGCUGAAGGCGCAGUUACGUGACACGGACCUGGAGCUGGCCGACUUGAAGCUGCAACUGGAGAAGGCCACGCAGAGGCAGGAACGCUACGCCGACAGGUCGCAGCUUGAAAUGGAGAAAAGGGAAAGACGAGCUCUCGAAAGGAAAAUUUCUGAGAUGGAGGAGGAACUCAAGAACCUCCCCCAGGUAAAGCAGGUUCAGACUCUGCGUCAGGUUAAGGAGCGGCUGCAGGCCGAGAACCGAGCGCUGGCCCGCGUGGUGGCGAAGCUCUCGCAGGCCGCCUGCGGCCAACUGCCCGCCGUCGACCUCUAAAGGCGGGGCCGCGCUUUCACUCCCCCUUAUCCCCCAACUCCCCUGCCCCCACCCACAGGUGCCUGACUGGUUUUCAGCUCCCUGCAGUUGAUGUUUUCCUCGCAGGGGUCUUUAGUCGAAGCUCGGGCUGGACGAUUGAUUGAUUUUUUACUCAGUCAUUGGACUAUGUCAGUAUGCGACAAUAAAGGCUGACUUGGGUGCAAUCGUUCAUCCCUAGUUUGUAUUUGCAUGAAGUGGCGAGACCCCCACUUGACCCCGUUCUUCGACAAAUUGAUUUUGGCGGGACAAAUGACAACUUCCUUCAGCCAUUUGGUUCCCGUCUUUCGGCCGUAUUGUUCGGCCCGACGGAUGUUUGUUCAUCUGCACUUGACAAGUGUCAGACGUCCGAUAGAUGGUCGCAAAAGUAUUGGGACACACGCACGCGAGAGGAAGUUUCGGCGCCAUCGACGGUGAAAAAUGUCCAGUCUUUGGACAUCUGUCUCUGCUGCGCACUUCUUGGUUGACUCAAUUUGAAAUGAAGUGUUCCAAUACUUUUGUCCGCGUAGCGGUACAGAGUGUUGGCGGCGGCCAUUUUGUGUUUUAUUCUUUGCAGUGUUUGGAGUUUGAACGUGCAUGGCUUUUCUCCUCCUUUGAUUUGGUGUGGUCAAACGUGUCUCAGCGCCUUUUUUUGUCUUCUUU
Corythoichthys intestinalis (scribbled pipefish) is the source of this 4085-nucleotide messenger RNA. RefSeq names its product protein phosphatase 1, regulatory subunit 12A (gene ppp1r12a). Bases 156 to 3407 code for a protein of 1083 amino acids. Gene Ontology annotation, cellular component: A band; cytoplasm; Z disc. Gene Ontology annotation, molecular function: phosphatase regulator activity; protein kinase binding; enzyme inhibitor activity. The record is from RefSeq and is a predicted model, not a curated record. Lineage: Eukaryota; Metazoa; Chordata; Actinopteri; Syngnathiformes; Syngnathidae. Gene Ontology annotation, biological process: signal transduction. The transcript has 25 exons.